GUUCCCGUCCGAGAUGGAGGGGAUGGUGCGCGGCUUCGUCGUCGGGACGUCCAGGCCCGAGAUGGACGGGAGGGAGGGUUCCCCGGCUGUUUUAGCUUCUUCGGCGGCAUCAGGCACCGCCGGCGGCGAGCCAUGGUCGCACCUCGACCCGCAGAUGAUCCUUCUUCUCGCUGGAGCGCUUCUUCCCCACCCCCUCCCGCGGCCCCUGCCGCCGGUCAAGACCCCGCGGCGGAUGAAGCCGUCGCUGCGGGGCUGCCGGGAGAUCUGGGAUCCUUGAUUGCUUCUAUGCUACCCUCAGCGUACGACCGAGGAGCACUGGAGGGCGUGUCUAGCUGCUGGCGCGCCGCCGUCAGGGAUUGCCCGGUACGGCCACUGCCCCUGAUCCUGAGCGCUGAUUUGCGUUUGACUGAUUGUUUCGGCGAGGGCAACACCACCAGGAGUAUGCAUCCUAGACUCUCUCAGUCUUCGUCUGAUACAGCUACGGCACUCGGCUCUCUGAAGAAUUGGGUCAUUCUGGGGUUCGAACCAAAAUGGAAUCCUGCGGGGGAUUUGAUCGUCAGUCACCGCAAGUGUGUUCUUUUCCAGCCACUCAAAGGCAACUUACGUUAUCUUCCUGAUCCUUCGGCAUCUGUGAAGGAUGGUCUGUCAGGAACCUGCAGGAUCACACAAGCUGAAGGCAUUCUAUUGUAUAGUCAGCCAGCUACUGAGUCAGGCAUGUUUCUGCAGAAGAUUGUUCUUAGUGACUCAUGCCUGGGGCCAGACUUCAGAGUGGCAGGAUUGGCAGCUUCCAGGGGCUCCCAUCACCUGGCCUUGUGCACAGCAGGUAUGGAUGCUUGGUGCGUGUGCACUGCGCCAUUCCUCACUCUUGGCUCCGACUUAGAAUUCAUGCAUGACAAGCUCUACAUCCUUGGCGGCCAUCAGGAGGACUUGUACCAGAUUGAGUUUGGGGCAGAAAUGGUCUGGUUCCCACAUGUAUGUGCGGCAAGAAGAUGCGUGACGAUGCACCUGCCUCAGGACGGCACGCACGAGCAGAGGAAUCUUGUCUGGUCGCGCAACGAUCUCCUCUUGGUCGUCAGAAGCUUCAACGAGAACUGGGAUCAGCUUGUCACUGUCAGCGUUUUCAAGUUGAACGUGCACAACUGGACAUGGACACAGGUGCAUGCCCUACAUGGACAGAGUCUGCUCAUCAGCAUGUCGAGCAGCGUGGCUAUAGAUUUUUCAGCCUACCAUGAGGUGGAGUACCGCAGGCUUGCCGAGCGCAUUUAUUUUCUGGAUCAGUUCUGCCCCGGGUUCCUGCCAGGGAGAGAUGAUCACUUCAGCUAUCGAGCUCAGUUCUAUGAUAUGCUCGAAGGACAGGUGACGGAGCUUCUGAUUGGGGCGCAGCCAGCCUCCCGGCGGCCAGGUUUCCCGAUGUGGUUCUCUCCUACGGAAUAGGAGAAGACCGGCUCUGUUUCUGCUUUUGCAGCUGCAGCAGUUGACAUUCUUUCAUCAAGGCUCUGCCUUGGCACUGCUCCUGCAGUUGUAAUAACAAUUGUCAUUCGUUCCUUCCUUGAGUAGUAGUAGUAGUAACAACAAUUGUGAUUCACAUUCUAUCAUCAAGGCUCUGUUGCCUUGACAUUCUUUCGGUAGUAGUGACAACUGUCGUUCUUCCGCUGGUAGUAACAAUUGUCAUCCAUUCCUUCAGUAGUAGUAGUAAUAACUAUUGUGAUUCACAUUCUAUCAUCAAGGCUCUGUUGCCUUGACAUUC
Triticum dicoccoides is the source of this 1747-nucleotide messenger RNA. RefSeq lists its product as uncharacterized. The record is from RefSeq and is a predicted model, not a curated record. NCBI's taxonomy places the organism in Eukaryota, Viridiplantae, Streptophyta, Magnoliopsida, Poales, Poaceae. Bases 133 to 1434 code for a protein of 433 amino acids. The transcript has 2 exons.